AUGUGUGCCCAGAGACCUCCCAGGCUCACAUCCAAUCAUAUUAGCCAGCUUGCGAGCAGCUUGAAGAAAAACGAUAUUUUGAAGAAGCCCAAGCCCUCCACUAAGGGUAUUAUCACGUAUCAAUAUCGACCGUUUAAGAACGCAGCACGGACGGAUGGGCUGGAGCUUCUCCAUUGGCUGAAGUGCUAUAAGGGUGCUAACGGGGUCAUCCGUGAACCAGACGACUCCGAGUAUCCGUACGCGAAGUACAACAAGAAGGUUCAACUGUACAAGUAUAAUGACGAGGAGUACGACAGCUUGAUACGGCCAGAAAGCGGGAACUGGACGCGCGAGGAGACCGACUAUCUCUACGACCUCUGCGAGCAGUUCGACUUGCGAUGGCACGUCAUCUUUGACCGAUACGAGCAGCAGAACUCGCCUACCCCCCGCAGCCUUGAGGAUCUCAAAGAACGCUAUUACAACGUGGCUCGCAAGCUGCUGGUGUCCCGGCAGGGGCGGGAGGCGGCAGUGGCCAACAGCACCAUUGUGAAGCACCCCUUUAACAAGCAAGUAGAACAGGACCGCAAGCGGGCGCUGGCGGCGCUGCUGGCGCGAACCCAGCAGCAGAUUUCGGAGGAGCAUGCGAUCCUUGCAGAGGCACGGGCUAUCGAGGAGAAGCGGAAAGCCGAGGCCAUGGCAGCCCGCCGCGCAGCGGCGGCGGCGGCGGCGGCAGCCGCCACCACCGCUGCGACCACCGCCACAGCCACAGCCGCUACCACCCCUGCCGUCGGACCGGCCGCUGCUGCACCUCGCACCACGUCACCUUCCCAGCCGGGUCGCCCAGCGCCCCUGCCCGCCGGCCCCGGCGGUGGCGCCAGCGCCGCGACCAUGGCGGCAGCGCCCAUGGGCGCUGCCGCACUGGGCCCGGGCGCCGCCACCGUUGCCGCCGCUCCCGGCGCGCCGCGGGCACUCAGUCCGGGCCCGAUGUCCCUGGGAGGGGACUUGCGGCACCCCGCUGACUUCGAGCCGGCGCCACCCCCUGGCAUCCCAUCGCUUCUCGAUGCGGAGGUGAAGCCCUUCAAGCCGAAGCCGGGAGUGUACCUUCGGGGCGCGCACACGCAGGCCAUGGCGGCUCAGCAGGCGGCAGUUAUGACAGGCGGCUCCAGGGCCUUCAAAGCGGUCGAGGCGACCCUCACGGAGUUGGCUUGUCCGGUGGCGCUGUACGGUCCCCGGGUGGUGACAAGGAGCACCGCGGGCGCCUGGCUGGCGCUGCGCGCAGAAGUCAUCGCGCUGCAUGAGAUGCGCCGAAACCUGGCCAACCGCCUCAACGCGGAUACCGACCGGGCCGCAAGGCAUUAUGGAGGUAUGGCCCUAUCCGCGAUUUUGCAGGUAACUCGAUCUGCGCGUCGUGUUCGUUUUCUGGGGCGUUCAAGGUUCAGUCAGAAGCUCAGCCCGGAGCCGAGCCCGGAACGUCCUGAGCUUGUUGGCGCGCCUCCACAAGCCAACGGUCAGGACAUUAGGGUCUAG
Messenger RNA from Volvox carteri f. nagariensis, 1506 nucleotides. RefSeq lists its product as uncharacterized. NCBI's taxonomy places the organism in Eukaryota, Viridiplantae, Chlorophyta, Chlorophyceae, Chlamydomonadales, Volvocaceae. Gene Ontology annotation, biological process: DNA repair; negative regulation of transcription by RNA polymerase II; chromatin remodeling. Gene Ontology annotation, cellular component: NuA4 histone acetyltransferase complex; Swr1 complex. The coding region runs from base 1 to 1506 and encodes 501 amino acids. The record is from RefSeq and is a predicted model, not a curated record. The transcript is spliced from 9 exons. Gene Ontology annotation, molecular function: transcription corepressor activity.